This is a messenger RNA of Aspergillus aculeatinus CBS 121060, 1018 nucleotides long. RefSeq lists its product as uncharacterized. The record is from RefSeq and is a predicted model, not a curated record. The transcript has a single exon. NCBI's taxonomy places the organism in Eukaryota, Fungi, Ascomycota, Eurotiomycetes, Eurotiales, Aspergillaceae. The coding region runs from base 170 to 1018 and encodes 282 amino acids.
GUCAUUCUUUACAGAAUACAGAAUCCAGUCACUCGUUUACCUCCGAUUCUAUCCUCAUAUUUCCUGACUAACGCUCUUGUCGUCAUCUUGAGCAUUCUUUGCAUAUACCCCUUUCUAUAAUCCGCUUGAACCGCACUCCCGCACCAGAACUGCAAUCCACCGCAACACCAUGCGCAUGCGUCUAUCCAUCCCCGCACUGCUGGUGUCGCUGACAUCCCUCGCCUCGGCGAUCAGCAUCACCAAGCCGGGUCUCAACGCAACCUACCCGGCCGGCUCCACCCUGACCGUGAACUGGACGAGCGUCGACACCGACCCCAGCUACUUCAGCCUGUAUCUCUGGAACUUCGUCUCGUGGCCGCCGACCUACGUGCCGCUGGCCCUGGACAUCCCGACCUCCGACCUGACGCACCGCGUGCAGAUCCCCUGCGACACCGACCCGGAGUGGGGCUACCAGAUCAGCGGCAUCAACGGCACCAACGUGUACAUCAUCUACGCGCAGAGCGAGAAGUUCACCGUCGCGCCACCGGUGCAGCCUUGCUCCGACCCGAAACCCUCGUCUCUCCCGGGGCUGCCGUCUCCCUCGCGCACCCCGGUGGCCGCCCCCACCUGCCCGGCCCCGGCCACGCAGACCGUUUAUGUCACGGUGAGCCCCACCGGUUCCAGCUCUGUCUUGCCUCAUCACCACCACACCGAUCAUCAUGACCACCACCAUCAUCACUCUCCUUCAAAUGUCCUCCCCGCUGCUACCCCCGCCAUCCCCGUUGCUGUUGUCCCCGUCGUGACCUCCAAAACCGUGAAACCUGGAAUCGUGCCUAAGACUAUUGGUUGGUGUUCAGACUAUGCCCACCCUGUGACCCUCAGCAAUGUGCCCACGCCCACGGCGGCGGUGGUGGAGGUGUCGACAGGCCUGACGACGGCGGCGGUGACUGCUGCGCCGAGUGCGGAGGGGGGCGACGUGGUGGUGGAGACGGUGACGACGACGGUUAGUGUUGUGGGGGAGGCGUGCAAGUUCGCUUGA